Messenger RNA from Rubroshorea leprosula, 759 nucleotides. The record is from the annotation of a GenBank genome assembly. NCBI's taxonomy places the organism in Eukaryota, Viridiplantae, Streptophyta, Magnoliopsida, Malvales, Dipterocarpaceae.
CCGAGCAUAAACACCAACAGAUCGGCAUCACUGGACGCAACCCAAACUCAAUCAAAUCGAGUAGAGAACGUUCGUCUCUGACAACCACAUUACGGGCCGGCCAGACAGCCUCGGCAUCAAACGGGGAAAGCCGCUAUCAAAACCCAAGAGAGGAGACAAAACCCUCACGCACUAAUCGACAACAUUUCUGACAUGGCAUAAUCAUAGUCACUUGUUAAAAUAAUGUGACAUGUGGUAUUAUCAAACAACUUUGUAAUUUAUGGUGUAAACACAUUGAUGGAAACAAAAUCUUAUUAUUUGUUUACUACUAACUGGCCUGAUCUCUAUGCCUUGAAUAAUGAGACCAUCAUUCCAGUGACGACCCAACUGCAAAAUACUCAUUUCCUAUUCGUUGCCUUUGCCUCCAGUAUCUCUGUCUCCAUUCUUUGUCUCUAUCCAAAAACACAGUUCAUUUACGACCUUCAGUUCAAACAAGUCCAACAUUUACCUCUACAAGCUGGUACUCAAAUCCACAAGCUGUCUUUGUUGCCUUGAACACAAGAUUUUAAUAAUUUUUAUAAUAUAGUAUAUUGGACUUGAACAAGUUUUAGAAUUAAUUUGGAAUUGAAGUUGCCCAAUCAAUUGUUGAAGUAUAGAAACAGAGGUUAUUUUUGUGUGUGUGUGUGUGUGUGUUUUUCUUUUUUUAUUUUUAAAAUUUUUUUGCCAAAUCAAUUUGUUGAGUCAACUUGAUGUCUUGAGAAUUAAAAUUAAAAUUAAAAU